Messenger RNA from Phragmites australis (common reed), 2026 nucleotides. RefSeq names its product serine/threonine-protein kinase GRIK1-like. Gene Ontology annotation, biological process: protein phosphorylation; intracellular signal transduction. The transcript has 13 exons. Gene Ontology annotation, cellular component: cytoplasm. The record is from RefSeq and is a predicted model, not a curated record. Lineage: Eukaryota; Viridiplantae; Streptophyta; Magnoliopsida; Poales; Poaceae. The coding region runs from base 409 to 1689 and encodes 426 amino acids. Gene Ontology annotation, molecular function: ATP binding; protein serine/threonine kinase activity.
CCGGUCAAUGGGAAACCGAAAGCAACCGUGCCGAAAACGAGAACAGCGCGGCCUCACACCUCGACCCCCUCCCUCGCGUGCGUUUGUGCGUAAGGUCUCCUCCCCGCCCGCUUUGCUUCACCCACGGCCUCCUUCCUCGCCCCCGGACGUCCAAACCCAGAACCGCGACGAGGAAACCGACGCAGCAGCGCAGACGCGAGACGCGAGACCCGUUCCCCGCCUCCGCAGGGGGAGCGCCCGGCCGCGGCAUUCCGGCCACGCCCAGGUAUUGUACUUUCAAAUUAUCUUUAGCGGCCUAUUCUUUUGCUUCAAUCUGUUGUGGUCUGUUGGUGAUGCAGUAGCCAAACGAUAAAGGAAUGUAGCAGAGGAGGAGAAGGAAUCCGGAUUUCUGGUGCCUACCUGUUCUGAAUGGAGGAUCUAACCAACAUAGGCUGCUGUAGUUGUUUUAGCUUUUUAAGGAACCCCAGUGUGUCCGUACGUCAACCUCGAAAUGCUAAUGGCAUGUUAUCCGAAGAUUUGCUGAAGCAUCAAUCAACUGAAGAUCCUGAUGGAACCUUCUACACUGGAGAUGAUCCUGAUGGAACCUUCUAUAAUGGAGAUGAUCCUGAUAGAAGCUUCUAUAAUGGAGAUGAUCCCGAUAGAAGCUUCUACGAUAGAGAUGAUACUGACUAUCUUGAUGGAUGUGAUGAUGGACCGCCAAGGAAGAGUUCUGAAGAUAUUAUACAGUCAAGAGCUCAAAAUGGCUUUGCAUGUAGAGAGAUCCCAGUUAAAGAGACUAAAAAAGUAUUUCGCUCAGAGGACGAAAAUAGCAAUAAGAUGAUUAAUCAGUAUGUCCACCUGGGAAAGAUUGGUUCUGGAAGCUAUGGCAAAGUGGUUCUAUACAGAAGCAUGAAAGAUGGGAAACUAUAUGCAGUGAAGGUUUUGAAUAAGCCUCACAUGUUGAAAGUCCGUGUUGUACGAUCAGAAACUGCAAUGACAGAUGUUCUUCGGGAGGUAUCCAUCAUGAAAAUGUUGAACCAUCCCAAUAUUGUAAAUCUCGUUGAGGUGAUUGAUGACCGAAACAUAGAUAAAUUCUACAUGGUUCUUGAGUAUGUUGAAGGAAAAAUGGUCUGUGAUAAUGGUUUAGAAGAAGGUACCGCCAGAAAUUAUUUGCGAGACAUAAUAUCUGGUCUUAUGUAUCUUCACUCUCAUAACAUUAUUCAUGGCGAUAUCAAACCAGACAACCUCUUGGUUACAAGUACCGGCAAUGUGAAGAUAGGAGAUUUCAGUGUUAGCCAGAUUUUUGAGGAUGAUGAUGAUAUGCUUUGGAGAUCUCCUGGUACUCCUGUUUUCACUGCGCCAGAGUGCUGUCAAGGCUCAGCCUACCAUGGUAGGGCAUCUGAUACAUGGGCAGUCGGUGUUACUUUAUAUUGUAUGAUUUCUGGGCACUAUCCAUUUCUUGGAGAUACCUUGCAGGGAACUUAUGAUAAGAUUGCCAAUGAUCCAGUGCAAAUACCUGGCGACAUGAACCCCCAACUUGCUGAUUUGCUCCAAAGGCUUCUCUGCAAAGAUCCAGGAGAUCGUAUCACCCUGCAGGCUGCGGCCGAGCAUCCUUGGGUUGCUGGGGACAAGGGGCCAGUCCCUGAAUACAUCUGUAGAUGUGGCUUUGGCCGCAAGAAGAGGAAUGAUUUUCGGGAAGAAGUACAAUAACAGAGCAUCGGAUAGUCAGUGUAGACAACUGAUGAAGUGUGGCAAAACAAAGCCAGUGAGAUGACUGACGAUGGGUUUCUCUGUUGUUUUCUGUUCCCCUUUUCCAAUCCAGCUGUUAGGUGCUGGACUGAACAUCUUUCUUUAAUUUUUGGUACAGAAUAGAGUGCAGCGCUAUGCGAGUAAAACCAUAACCUGUUCUCAAGUUUUUCCCCUUUAGGAUAGACAUUGUUACAAGCCAAGAUGCCUUAGAUCGUAGUCGACCGUUCAAAGGAAAACAAUUUAGUAUAAAAGAUAUCUUUCCGAAAGCUUUGCCCGUAAUUUUAUUUCAUGAGUGAAU